AUGAGUUCCAUUGUAGCAUAUUCAGAAAAAGAACAAGAGAUUUACAAAGUGAAAAAAGGUGUCUAUCAGAACGACUGGGACGAUUCGAUUAAGAGUUACAAAUUUUUUGAAAACGAGUUGUGUUUCCAUGAUAGCAUUCUACUUCGUAGAAAUAAAAUUGUAAUACCACAGCAACUUUGCAAGAGUGUAUUAGAUGCUGCAUACGAGGGUCAUCCAGGUAUCGUAGCGAUGAAGGGACGCUGGAGAUCAAAGGUAUGGUGGCCCCGUAUCGAUAAAGACGUAGAACAAUUAGUAAAGGCAUUUACAAUGUUGUACGUUAGUGGAUUUGCCAAGCCCAACUGCACCAAUGAAGAGACGAGAGUUGCCUGCAGCUCCAUGGAUAGAUGUCACAAUGGAUCUAAUGGAACCAUUGCCAAGUAA
Messenger RNA from Parnassius mnemosyne (clouded apollo), 420 nucleotides. The record is from the annotation of a GenBank genome assembly. NCBI's taxonomy places the organism in Eukaryota, Metazoa, Arthropoda, Insecta, Lepidoptera, Papilionidae.